GGCUGUCAAAGGUGUGAGUGGAGAAGAUUUCACAGACCAUUUGACCAAAGAAAUAUCAUCAAUUAUAUUUAGCAAUGUAAAGAUCAACUCAAGAGCAGACAUAACAUUGACAAAGAUAUGCUAUCACUUCACAUAUAAUGGUAAAGACAAGUGUGUGUGUGAGAGGAAAAACACUAAAUAGAAGUAUUUUGUCCAAUAUUUACCUUGUUAUGUCCUACUAAAUAUAAAUAAAAUGAUAUUUCCUCAUUAAACUUACUUUUAUUCGACCAAACCUAAAUGCCAUAUAUCUGCUCUGAUGUGUUAUUGAAUAAUAUUUAAUGGAUUUACAGGCACUAAAAGAAAACUUGGAGUUAAGUAAGCGUAUCAGCAAACAUGGAAGCACCAGAAUUUAAUAAAGUUACACAACAACAUGUGGCACUAUAUAGACUGCUACUAUCUCUGGUGGGACUGCAACAUGCUGGACUGUUUGCUUUCAGCAUGUCCCAAGCAGAUAUGUGUUUGUACGUAGCUCCAGUACACACACUGGGAGAGUAUUAUUGAUUAUUGUUUCAGGUUAUGGCACUGAAAGUGUUAACACUCCUGAGGUUCUGAGUAAAGUUUUGUCCUGACUUGUAUCCUCGACCUGUGGGCGUGCCAACACGGCUGUCAGUGCAAAACAGGGAUAUUUGUAACUUAACCACACACGCCAUUGCAGGCAGGGGUCCAGUGAGAGGGGGGGGGCUGGUUAUGCUUUAAAUUGAACGUGUAUAGUUGUAAAAAAACCAUUUCCCUGACAAUGUCGCGGAUAUUAAACCUCAUCAGUCAUUUGCGGAGAGAUUUGUCCGCGUGUCGAGGGAUUGCGCGACUUCCUUUGAGGACCAUCUGCUGCACCUCAAGAAAACAAGCAGAACAGAGUAAUGCAUCCUCGGCUUUGAGAAAGAGAUGGAAGGACACCGCGGACACUGUCAUCAUUGGUGGGGGAUGUGUGGGGGUCAGCUUGGCCUAUCACCUGGCCAAAGGUGGCAUGAAGGAUGUGGUGCUGUUGGAGAAGUCUGAGCUGACGGCUGGGUCCACCUGGCACGCUGCCGGUUUGACAACAUAUUACCAUCCAGGCAUCAACCUCAAGAAAGUCCACUAUGACAGCAUUAAAUUAUACGAGACCCUGGAGGCUGAAACUGGACAGGCAGUGGGCUUUCAUCAGCCCGGCAGCGUCCGUAUUGCUGCAUCGGCGGCUCGAGUGGAUGAGAUGAAGUACCAGAUGACCCGCACGCACUGGCAUGUGACCGAACAGUACAUGAUCGGACCGGAGAAAAUCCUAGAACUAUUCCCUCUGCUCAAUAUAGACAAGGUGUUGGCAGGUCUGUACACCCCAGGAGACGGACACAUUGACCCUUACUCUCUCACUAUGGCUCUGGCUGCUGGUGCUCGUAUGUACGGGGCCCAGAUCUAUAACCCAGCCCCGGUAACCGCCCUCAACCCGACCGCUGACGGAAAGUGGGACGUCCAGACUCCUCAUGGGACCAUCCGCGCCAAUCGCAUCGUCAAUGCAACAGGUUUCUGGGCUCGGGAGGUGGGCAAGAUGAUCGGGUUCGAUCACCCCACCAUCCCAGUGCACCACCAGUACGUCGUGACAGCGACGGUACCAGAAGUGAAGUCUCUGAAGAAGGAGCUGGCUGUCAUCAGGGAUCUGGAGGCCUCUUACUACCUGCGUCAGGAAAGAGACGGUCUGCUGUUCGGCCCGUAUGAAAGCAUGGAGAAGAUGGUGCUGCAGGACUCCUGGGUCAGAGAUGGAGUGCCUCCAGGUUUCGGUAAGGAGCUGUUUGAGUCAGACCUCGACAGGAUAAUGGAGCAUGUUGAGAUGGCCAUGGAGAUGGUCCCUGUGCUGAAGAAAGCUGACAUCAUCAACAUCGUGUCUGGACCAAUCACGUACACCCCUGACCUGCUGCCCAUGGUCGGACCACACCAAGGAGUUCGCAACUACUGGACUGCCAUUGGCUUCGGUUACGGGGUUAUCCAUGCCGGCGGAAUCGGUAAGUUCCUGAGCGACUGGAUCAGGAAUGGAGAGCCUCCUUACGACCUGAUCGAGUGCGACCCCAACCGCUACGGGAAAUGGGCCGAAGUACCUUUCAUGUGCGCCAAAGCUCGAGAAUCCUAUGGCUUCAACAAUGUGGUUGGUUACCCGAAGGAGGAGCGAUUUGCCGGUCGACCAACCUCCCGGAAAAGUGGCGUUUACGAGUUGCUGAAGGACAAAGCAUCCAUGGGCUUUCACGCCGGCUGGGAACAACCUCACUGGUUCCACAAACCUGGAGACGACAUUGGAUACAAGCCCAGUUUCCGACGCACCAACUGGUUUGGACCAGCUGGCCGAGAGUGCAAGCUGGUGAUGGAGAAGGUGGGAGUGAUCGACCUGACGCCUUUUGCCAAGUUCAUAGUGAAGGGGAAGGACUCGCAGAGGCUGCUGGACCGCCUGUUUGCCAACACAAUGCCCAAGGUCGGCCUGACUAAUAUCAGCCACAUGUUGACGCCCGACGGGAGAGUGUUUGCUGAGGUCACCAUCACCCAGCUGUCACCUGGAGAGUUCUUGCUCAUCACAGGCUCGGGGUCAGAGGGACAUGACCUCAGGUGGAUAGAGGCAGAAGCUGCAGACGGUGCAUAUGACGUGGACAUCAGCAACGUAACGGAAUAUAUUGGCGUGCUGGGAAUUGCCGGACCGAAAUCCCGCAAAGUUCUUCAGAAGCUGACAGAUGAGGAUUUAAGUGAUGCCGGAUUCAAAUUUCUCCACUGUAAGAUCAUCCAGUUGGCCGGCGUUUCCGUCCGGGCCAUCAGGAUCUCCUACACAGGUGAGCUCGGUUGGGAGUUGUACAUCGAGCAGAAGAACAUGGCAGCUGUGUACCAGGCCAUGAUGGAAGCAGGAAAGGACGAAGGAAUCGACAAUUUUGGCACCUACGCCAUGUCCUCCCUCCGAUUGGAAAAGGGCUUCAGAGGCUGGGGAGCUGAGAUGAACUGUGACACAAACCCUCUGGAGGCUGGACUGGAUUAUUUCAUCAAGCUGAACAAGCCCGCUGACUUCAUUGGCAAAGCAGCCCUUCUGGAGAUCAAAGCCAAGGGCCUGAAGAGGAAGCUUUCCUACCUCAGCCUGGACACGGAUGACGUCGACCCCGAAGGCAACGAGACCAUCUGGCUCAACGGCAAGGUGGUCGGCAACACGACAUCCGGAGCCUACAGCUACAGCGCCCAGCAGAGCCUGGCGUUCGGCUACCUGCCUCUGGAGCUGUGCUCGGUGGGCCAGAAAGUGGAAGUGGAGCUUCUAGGGAGGAAAUACCCCGCCAUGGUCAUCCAGGAGCCCUUAGUGCUCACCGAGCCCACACGGACCCGGCUGCAGAAGAAAGCAAAAGGAAAAGCAUAAAAACAACACUGUCCUGCGGCCAUUUUCUCACCAGCUAAUGAAGAACGAUUUUACUGCGAUGCAUCAAUGAGGGUCUUGAAUAAAGCCCGUGUGGUCCGUGUACAUGAACUGUUUGUGUCAGAUCCCUUCACAACUUCCUCUUCCUGUGACGAGGGGGAAGCUGAGAACAGAUUGUGAGAGUGCAUAAUGCAUCUUAUGAAGGUUUUUGAGCAACAGGAAAACAAUCAUUGAACGUUUAAUGUUCUUGCACCACAAUGUCUUAAAGUUCUGGAAGAGUAAUUGGCUUUUUGUAAUUCCUUGAAUUGACGUUAAUGUUUUACAGGUCAACAGUUUUGUGAAGGAUCCUUGAUUCUUUUUCGUAAGAGCACUUUGGGACUGUGAUAAAUCAGUAUUUUUUUUACAAUUGGUUUACAUUAAUGCCUUGAUCAUUAAAUAAAUGCAAUCAUUGUCUUGUAUUAGGUGUUUGUGUGCCUGAACUCUUUUC
Messenger RNA from Cottoperca gobio, 3869 nucleotides. RefSeq names its product dimethylglycine dehydrogenase (gene dmgdh). Bases 776 to 3385 code for a protein of 869 amino acids. The record is from RefSeq and is a predicted model, not a curated record. Gene Ontology annotation, cellular component: mitochondrion. Gene Ontology annotation, molecular function: protein binding. Lineage: Eukaryota; Metazoa; Chordata; Actinopteri; Perciformes; Bovichtidae. The transcript has 16 exons.